AUGGGUGGCCCAGACCCAGCAGAGGUCGAGUGUUGGAUUUCUGAUGUGGAGCGGAUCUUUGAGGUGCUGGAGUGCCCAAUUGGAGAUAGAGUCCGUUUGGCUACCUUUAUGCUAAAAGGAAAUGCUUAUCACUGGUGGAAAGCCGCAAAAAGGGGCUAUGAGGAUCCAGCUGCUAUUACUUGGGAGGAAUUCCAGAGGGUCUUCUCCGACCAAUUUUAUCCACCUUCUUACCGGUAUGCUAAGAAGUCAGAGUUCCUAUAUCUGAAACAGGGGUCAAUGUUGGUGGCAGAGUAUGAACAUAAGUUUAAUGAACUGUCAAGGUUUGCACCAGAGUUAGUGGCUACUAAAGAGGAUAGGUGCAGGCGCUUUGAAGGCGGUUUGUGGUGA
Messenger RNA from Prunus armeniaca (apricot), 387 nucleotides. The record is from the annotation of a GenBank genome assembly. NCBI's taxonomy places the organism in Eukaryota, Viridiplantae, Streptophyta, Magnoliopsida, Rosales, Rosaceae.